UAUAUCGAGCCUGGUGUCUUGGAAAUUAAACAUUACGGAAAGCAGGCUUUCGAAGCUACUUCGUUAGCAUAUGAAAAUUAUGCAAAACCCUACGUGGAUCCAUCUCUGGAACUCCUCCAGCCUCAUUUGCAAGUGGCUAUGGAAUCAUCUAUCAGUUACGUCAACACCGCUCAAGAAAUGUACGAUCAGCAUGCAAAGGAGCAUGUCGACACGUAUUACAAUCAAGCAAAGGAAGCUGCUACUCCAUAUGUUCUAAAAUUGCAGGAGUAUACCAUUAUAGCUUAUAAUAAAGCAUCAGAAUUUAACGAAAAAAAAGCCAAACCCUUUUAUCACGAAGAAGUUAUACCACGCGUUAUUAAAGCAAAGGAUUAUUACCACACAAAAGUGGUUCCUUAUGCCAAGAGUGUAACGGUAUAUAUUACCGAAAAAUAUCAUGAACACGUUGUUCCCGCGUAUCAAGUUCAUAUUGAACCUCAUGCUUUAAAGCUCUGGG
Molecule: messenger RNA, 493 nt
Organism: Acaulospora colombiana
Lineage: Eukaryota; Fungi; Glomeromycota; Glomeromycetes; Diversisporales; Acaulosporaceae
Source: the annotation of a GenBank genome assembly